CGAAAAUUUAACAAUCUCGUUAUUGUCAUAGAUUCAAGCAACUGCCAUAAAUACCAGCCCCUGCUCGAAAGUCAAAUCAGUUUCAAUUUCUUCCUCAAUUCGACCAAUAAAGUAAAUCAUCUGAGAGAACUUGAUACCUGCUCAAACAUGUUGAAAAUCACGACUUUGGCUGUUUAUUCGGCAAUCUUCCUCGUCUCAGGAAGUUCUGAUUGGUGGGCACCGAUUCCUCGGUCUACAUCAUCUGUUCCCAGGACUUUUGCGGCGAUUGGCCCGGGUCUCCAACUCUGCCAGUCAGUCGACGUGACCGCGGCCACGUGUUGCUACACCUUCGAAAGUGGAACCACUAUUUGUGACAUUUAUUCCUGCAUGAAUUCGGGGCCAAAGCCAGUGCCCGAGUUGGAAGGCCCGAGGAUUCCAAUUGGGGAAUCCGAGCAUGGGAUUCAUCACUUGUACACGUGUUGCCAACCCAAUUGUGGAGUAAACGGGUGCAGUCCAGUGUGUCGAGAAUGUGACCUUUGA
This is a messenger RNA of Notodromas monacha, 519 nucleotides long. The record is from the annotation of a GenBank genome assembly. NCBI's taxonomy places the organism in Eukaryota, Metazoa, Arthropoda, Ostracoda, Podocopida, Cyprididae.